Symsagittifera roscoffensis is the source of this 726-nucleotide messenger RNA. RefSeq names its product CD63 antigen-like. The coding region runs from base 1 to 726 and encodes 241 amino acids. The transcript is spliced from 2 exons. Lineage: Eukaryota; Metazoa; Xenacoelomorpha; Acoela; Convolutidae. Gene Ontology annotation, cellular component: plasma membrane. The record is from RefSeq and is a predicted model, not a curated record.
AUGGCAGGAUUAUCUGUAUCAGAAGAACUUCUGCGAUUCGUCUUUAUUGUUGCGAAUAUUAUUCUUUGGGGUAUCGGAGUUUCCUUAACCGCUGUCGGAAUUUACUCGAUUGUCAGUGUUCGGGAUUACGAAGAGUUUGACGUCUCCUAUAUUACUAACGGCUCAGGGGUUUUAAUAGCCCUUGGGUUGCUGAUUUUCAUAGUAGGGUUUCUUGGUUGUUAUGGAGCCUUCUCCAAAAGUGCGUGCAUGUUGUACGGCUUCGGAGUUUUCCUGUUCAUCUUGUUUUGCGUGGAAGUUUCCAUGGGAUUUUACCUGUUAAAGAACAAAGAUGCAGCCAUGGAAGUUUUUGAGAAGAGUUUGAAAAAAUCGAUGGAACAGUACAGUACGGAUAAACCUACUAAGAGAGCUUGGGAUCACAUCCAAAGGGGCUUCCGAUGUUGUGGCACCAGCGGUCCGGCUUCCUGGAACGACACACUCGGAUCCGGCAACGUCCCCGACUCCUGCUGCGUCAACAACACAGUCGGAUGCGGCACUGGAUACCCGGACAGCGGAGUCGCCAUCUUUUACGACUUAUGUGUCCACGAAGUCGAAGCCGAGAUUAACCGACAUGUUCUCGUGAUGGCACUCGUCGCGAUCAUCUUGGGAAUGUUGCACUGGUUCGGAAUUGUAAUCGCAUGUUGUUUGGGCAACGUGUUCAAACAGUUCCAGUCUCUGGAAUCUGAUUAA